AGAGGAGCAGGAGACCCUUUACCUCAAUCACACCCUUAGGCCUUGAGACUCUUUACUCCACGCGUCUAUAAAAAGAGCUUUCCUCCUCUAAGGAAGCAACAGCCGAUUCUCUCCUACAGAGCUUUUUUUUCUUUUCGCGGAGCGGAGAGAAGGCAGGAGAGGAGGAGAGGGACAACAGCUGAGAGUCGCCAGUCUCCGUGAGAAAUCUGUGGAGAGAAGGAGUGAGGACAAACAAGAGCAGGAGGAGAGGAAAAGCUUUUGGGGAAGCGAACAGUCCUGUGCACCAGGCUGCACAAGAUGGUGUGUCCAUGUUGGUUGUUAGUGCUUGUGUUGGUAUACGUGUCCACCCCCGGGUUUGGGUUGGUGUGCUGGGACAGCUCCAUCUGCAACAACCUGAGCAACAAGGAGAAGAUACUGGACUGUGUUCACCACUGCCUGUCUGUGAUCAGGACUGAAAUCCCAGAUCUCAGCGCGCCGACCGUCAACGACGACGAAGACCUCUUAAUCAGCAUCAUCCUGGCCUCGCUGGUUUCCGAAGAGAAGAUAUCCAAAUCGGAUCUGAAAGCCCACAGCGACGGGCGACGGUCCUACACGAUGGAGCAUUUCCGCUGGGGGAAGCCUUCGAGAGACAAGAUGAGAGAGCCGAAGCUGAGGGGCCACAGCGACGAGCGGCGCUCCUACUCCAUGGAGCAUUUCCGCUGGGGUAAGCCCUCUGGCCGCAAACGCCGGCCUGUUAAAGUCUUUGCCACCUCUCUGGAAGGAGGGGGCCCGUCUGGAGGUAGAUUCCCCCCUCAGGCUCGCAGGCAGCUGCGCAGUAACGAGGAUGAAGCCAAAGGGGACGUUAGCGGAGGUGGUCAAGGCCAGACCCGGCCCCGGGUCGGCUCAAAGUCAAACAUUGUGAUGGGCCUGCAGCAGAGGAAAGACGGAAGCUAUAGGAUGAGUCACUUCAGGUGGGGCAGUCCCCACACAGCGAAACGCAACGGGCGCUUCAUGAAGCAGUGGGAGGAGAGACCUCAGGGGAAGCUGGCCAGGUUGUUCAGGAACAUUAUAGUCAAGGAUGUGCAGAGGAUAAUGGUAUGAACAGAAGAGUCUUAAUAGCCACUGCAUGUUAGUGCCCACGUGUCUUAAAUUUUAAACUACAUAAACUCGUUGCUGUUGUUGGCAUGUUGUUGAAUGUCUUUGCCGGGCCACUGGUUAAAAGCUUAAGUAAAGAUAAGGCGGUGCUUUCAUCAAUAAAAACACUGACGCACCCACUGACUGCCUCAAAUGUCUCGGCCUUGACUUAAAAGGUUUUAAGCAUUUUUGUUAUUUUUAUUCUUGUGGAAAGCACCAUUACUAAUCUGAAAGCUUUGAAAAAAAUUAAUGAACCAGUGAAUGUGAUGUAGGGAUAAGAGGUCGGCGUGAAAAAGAUACAUAUUUAUUCUGUUAUAUACAGUUUAUUUACUGAGCUGAGUUUUUUUUUUUUUUUGUAAAUGAAUAUCAUAUUAAAGCUUUUUUUGUGGCAAAUGA
Molecule: messenger RNA, 1509 nt
Organism: Mugil cephalus (flathead mullet)
Lineage: Eukaryota; Metazoa; Chordata; Actinopteri; Mugiliformes; Mugilidae
Product: pro-opiomelanocortin-like
Exons: 3
Coding region: 298-1080 (260 amino acids)
Biological process (GO): neuropeptide signaling pathway
Cellular component (GO): extracellular region
Molecular function (GO): neuropeptide hormone activity
Source: RefSeq, a predicted model, not a curated record